AUGCAAAGAAAUAAAAAACAAAAUAAUCGUGGACCCUUAAGGGCAAUUUCUAUCGUUUUACCAAAUGUUAACAAUAUUACUUCGACUUUACCAAUAAAACGGACAAUUAUAACCAGUACAGAUUGUGAAAAUAAGCCAUGUUUGCCAGUGGAUCAUACAUUGUCUACACCAUUGUGUCGUGUAGUCACUUCAAGACUUAAUCAGAAAUCUGACAUACGUCAUCAUUUCCCUAUUCGCAACAGUAUCAACAGACUGUCAUACGUAGAAACUGAUAAUGUGAAAGCAUCUGAUAUUACUGUUGAUUCUCCGCUUACUACAUCGUGUAAUUUGAAUACGAGCUUAUCAUCUGUGGAUUCUAUUUUUUCGUUUGGUGGUGCAACACGCAAACGUCAAUCAAGCUCUGGUGAAAUCGAUACAAAAGCUAAGCAGUCACGUUAUACUGAAAGCCAAAAGUCCGUGAAGCUGAGAAAUGACAAGGAUACAAUUUGCUUGACAAUGGGUGCAGAGGUCAAAGCUCAUCCUAGGUACAAUCUGAGAAAGAAUGCACUUGAUGCGGACAUCAAUGAAGAUAAUAUACACAGUUCUAAGAAGCAUUUGGCUCCUAUUUGCCCUGUUCCCAUGCCAAGCGGCUUCCCCCUUCAGCUUCCUAUUCGUUACUCAUCUGUUUCACUUCCUUGGGAAAUGAAAUCUGACACAAGGUUCACUUCAUCAAGAACUGUGGAAACACAAACUUCACCUACUCGCAUUAAUCAGACUUCUGCUUGUGAAAAACCUAGAGGUAGACGGCAUACAGGAUUGGGUCUUCGUAAUUCUGCUACUGUCCAAGUACUUCAAAAUUUAAAACGAAAGUUUAGCCAUCUGAGGAGAGCAAUCAGCGCUGACAGAAUAAACAAAAGUUCUUCCACGCCAUCUGACACCAGAGAGUCCCAUACCUGUAAUUAUACAUCCCUUCCAAGGAAUCCAGACCAGUCAAGUGAUCUAAAUAUACAACAAAACCUUGAAGCUACACCCUACAAACUUACUUGUAAAGUUGUACGUAAAAAUCCUGAUGGCUCUAUUCAGAUCUCAUUGAGACGUUCAUCAAUAAAUGGGCAAUUCGGGUUUUUUAUUGCUCGUGACUCUAAAGGUAUAUAUGUGACUCGGUUGGGAAGUGUUCGAUGUGCGGCUAAACUUUGGGAUGUAUUUCAUGUUGGUGAUAGAAUUUUAGAAGUUCAAGGUUUGUCAUGCGAUAAUCUCGAUGUAGAAGAAAUUCGAAAUCUUAUACGUGGUUGUGAACUUGUUGAAUUUAAAAUUAAACCAUGCUCUCAUACAGAUUCAAAUUUUUCGCGCAAACAUUCAUUAUAA
Schistosoma mattheei is the source of this 1344-nucleotide messenger RNA. Lineage: Eukaryota; Metazoa; Platyhelminthes; Trematoda; Strigeidida; Schistosomatidae. The record is from the annotation of a GenBank genome assembly.